AUUCACUUAUUUUUAAAUAGAGGAAGUAACAAACUAACAAUUAACUUUGCCUUUCCUAUUUUAUUUGAAUACGGAACAAAUUUUAAAAGUCUUUCAUUUAUUUUUAAAAAAUUAAUAUCAAUUCAAAUUGUGUCACAGAAAUAGACGGGGGAGUUGUAAAAGAACAAGAUAGUAUAGAAAGAAGACGUAGGAAAUUCUGGUUUGUUCUAAUGGUCGGCUGUAUUUCUCUGCCACUUUCUUCAUUUUGCUGUUAAAACAAUACUUGUUUUCAGUCACAAAUUAAACACUUGUGCUCCUUUUACAAUUUGUAAUUUGAUAUUUGCCACUUCCAAUAUCAUUUAAUGUCACACUGAAUUACAUUUUUAGACCACUAAGCCAUGUUCCAUGUGAAAAUUUAUUUAUAUUUACUUUCAAGAUCACCUAAUUACCACUUAGAUAUUUUUGCUACUUCCUUUUUAUUCUGUGUAGCAAUUCAACUUCAAAAAGACGAUGACGAUAACAACAAUAAUAUAUUCAGUGUAAUCUCAUAAAGUGGGGUCUGAGAGUAGUGGUGUGUAUGUUGUUUAUCAUCUUAUCUUGAUCAAGUUCCCUAUUAGUGGAGCCAACAAUGAAGAAGAAUAACAACAAGCCCUUAGGAAUUCAAUUAAUAGAGAGCAUAAAGAAGUCAAGCCUAUCUUUCAAGACAUAUCAAGUCAUUGUUCUAAUUGUGACAUUUUUUGCAUAUACAAGUUACCAUGCUAAUAGAAAAACUACAAGCAUCGUCAAACAAGCACUUGAUCCCCAAUCCCUUGACAUUGGUCCAAAUUUCCCAUGGCAAGGAAAUAGUAUUCGGAAAUCGUUUAGAGAUGGUUGGUUUCCAUUUGAUGGCCCUGAUGGAACAACAUUGCUCGGAGACCUUGAUGUGGCUUUCCUAUUUGUGUAUGCCAUUGGAAUGUAUUUCUCAGGGCACGUGGGCGAUAGGAUGGAUUUGAGAGUAUUUUUGACCGCGGGAAUGUUGGGAACUGGUUUAUUCACAGCUCUUUUUGGAGUUGGAUAUUGGGCAAACAUCCAUAGUUUCUAUUACUAUCUUAUCGGUCAAAUGAUUGCUGGAUUGUUACAAUCCACUGGAUGGCCUUCAGUCGUUGCAGUAGUCGGAAAUUGGUUUGGAAAGAAGAAGAGGGGACUUAUAAUGGGCAUUUGGAAUGCUCACACGUCUGUUGGGAACAUUACAGGAUCAUUAGUCGCCUCAAUCUUAUUGAAAUAUGGAUGGGGUUGGUCGAUGGUUGUUCCUGGUAUCCUUAUUGCUUUUAGUGGCAUGAUAGUGUUCCUUUUGUUACCCGUGAAUCCCCAAUCUGUUGGAGGUAAUAAAGAUGAAGAUGAAGUGUUGUUAUCUCUCGGAAAAGAAGACGAGGAUGUGAAUGAACAACCUCUCUUGAGAUCUAGAUCAGACAGAGAAGAGGAAUCAGGCGCUGUUGGUUUUAUAGAAGCAUGGAAGAUCCCGGGUGUUGCAACGUUUGCUCUUUGCCUUUUUUUCGCGAAGUUGGUGGCUUACACAUUUCUCUAUUGGCUGCCUUACUACAUUAGCCACACAGCAAUAGAUGGACGAUACUUGUCAAACGAGGAAUCUGGAAACUUAUCAACGUUGUUUGAUGUUGGAGGGGUAAUAGGUGGAAUCCUAGCAGGUUACAUCUCUGAUCAGUUGGAUGCUAGAGCGAUAACAGCUGCUAGCUUCAUGUACUGUGCUAUCCCAUCUCUAUACCUAUACCGAAGCUACGGACACAUCUCUGUGACUAUAAACAUCAUCCUCAUGUUGAUUACUGGAGUGUUUGUGAAUGGCCCUUAUGCAUUGAUAACAACUGCUGUUUCAGCUGACUUGGGAACACAUAGCUCUUUGAAGGGUAAUUCACGAGCGCUUGCAACUGUCACCGCUAUUAUUGAUGGAACUGGAUCAAUUGGUGCUGCAGUUGGACCAUUUCUAACAGGGUACAUUUCAGCUGAGAGCUGGAAUGCAGUUUUUGUAAUGUUGAUGGGAGCAGCUUUGGUUGCUGGUUUGUUUUUGACUAGGAUUGUUGUAACUGAGGUGAAUGGAAAGAUUCAAGAAUUGAGAUCUCAAGGAUCAUCUAGACCAAUUAUGUCUACUAAUCUGGUUCAAGUGUGAUUGCCAUAAUAUUGUGUGAUAAUCCAAAUACCCAAUUUGGAUAUUAUUAGCCAUGAAAAAAAGGUGGAAAUGCUCAAAUCAACUUAAGAUGAGGAUAUGAAUUCUUCAUCAUUUUGUGAGAUGGACUCUGAAAGGGAGAAAACUAGAGAUGACUCCUUGAGAUCAUCACAUAAACAUAUUCAUUCACAUGUACAUUUUGUGUGCCUCCGGCGGUGGAAAUUUUUCGUUGUUUGCUACUUUGUUUAUUUCAAUUUGAUUGUCUGAGUUUAACUUGAGACGAAUUUUUUAAAAAUAAGAAUAAUUUUUGAAUCUUGUGA
Solanum dulcamara is the source of this 2454-nucleotide messenger RNA. Its product is annotated as putative glycerol-3-phosphate transporter 1. Gene Ontology annotation, cellular component: membrane. The record is from RefSeq and is a predicted model, not a curated record. The coding region runs from base 608 to 2137 and encodes 509 amino acids. Lineage: Eukaryota; Viridiplantae; Streptophyta; Magnoliopsida; Solanales; Solanaceae. Gene Ontology annotation, molecular function: glucose 6-phosphate:phosphate antiporter activity. The transcript has 3 exons. Gene Ontology annotation, biological process: phosphate ion homeostasis; transmembrane transport.